AUGAAAUCCGAUCAGUUGAUAGCUGCGUUGCUACUUGGGCUAGGGCCACAAACCAUGGCUGUGGUGGUGAAAUUUGAACAUGCCUCAGCACCAGCAAUCAGAGAUGCCAUAGAUCCAACUACAGCUGGUGGUCACAGUCUUGUGCAAUAUUCACCGGCCCACACCAAAAUGGCAGAAUCUCAAAAAGAAGUUCAAAGACUUGAACUUGAAGCCCAGAGAGGUCCUCCCGAUAUACCUCCAAGCCCAUUCACCUUUGGAUUUAAAGAUGAACAAGCGGAUUCCAGCCAUAUUGGAGAAUCCGCUGAUUCUUCAGAGUUGAAAAUUCUACCUUCCGAUGAAAAGGUGAAUAGAAAGGUGUACGGUGUAGGAUCUCAAACACUUCCUGAAAGGCAGCUGCGGGGUGUGGGGGGUCACGCAGGGAAGGCAGGGAAAGGUGGGAAGAAGCGUGCUGGGAAUAGUGGCUCAGAGAACAGCGCAUCAUUCUCCUAUAUGUUGUCUCUUAUUGGCCUUUUAGUCAAUUUUCCUUUACUUGGACGCUUGUUUACUCGUUAG
Molecule: messenger RNA, 552 nt
Organism: Melampsora larici-populina 98AG31
Lineage: Eukaryota; Fungi; Basidiomycota; Pucciniomycetes; Pucciniales; Melampsoraceae
Exons: 1
Coding region: 1-552 (183 amino acids)
Source: RefSeq, a predicted model, not a curated record